This is a messenger RNA of Neurospora tetrasperma FGSC 2508, 924 nucleotides long. RefSeq lists its product as uncharacterized. The record is from RefSeq and is a predicted model, not a curated record. Lineage: Eukaryota; Fungi; Ascomycota; Sordariomycetes; Sordariales; Sordariaceae. Bases 1 to 924 code for a protein of 307 amino acids. The transcript has 2 exons.
AUGUUAUCUCUUCACAGUCACAUCGCGACAUGGCUCCUCUCCAUGCUCGCUAACACCCUUUUUGGGCGGGUAGUAACAGCCGAAACCAUUGUCAUCAAAGCGGACGGGCUCGUCUUUGGCCCGGAGAUCAUCACCGCCAACAAGGGCGAUAUCCUCGAGUUUCACUUUUUACCUAGCAACAACUCGGUCGUCAAGGGCUCCUUUGACCACCCGUGCGAGCCUGCGACGGCUGAUACCGAGGAACGGUUUUUCUCGGGGUUUUUGCCGGCGAAGAGUAAUGAAGAGAAUCCCUCAAUCUUCCGCGUAACCAUCGGCUCCACAGCCCCCUUUCCCUUCUACUGCUCCACCCCCGCCCACUGUUCAAAGGGCAUGAUCGGCAUUGUCAACGGUUCUCCCGACCAACUCGCCCAAUACAAAGACCAAGCAACCCGCGAAGCCGCCGCCCAGCCCAACGGCGAUUUCCCCUUUGACAAAAUGAACCCUCCUGACCCCUCUAAGCCGUUCGGCGGCGAACUGCUCAAAAAUCCGGAUUAUGCCGCUUGGUAUGGUGGUGAUUCCUCUUCUUCUACCGGUACUGGGACGGCGACAGGACCACAGGGGAGUGAUGGUUAUGGACAAGGUGCUCCUCCUCCUCCUCCGCCGCCACCGCCUCCACCUACUGCGUCGACACCUGCCGCGUCGACACCUUCUGCUGCUACUGCUACAUAUACAACGACUGGGAGUGGUGAUACUACUACUGGGGCGGUGGGAGGCGUAACGGGGACGGUGGUGACUAGUACGGGAACAUUGACUUAUACGGUGACGAGUGAAAGUGAAAUGCCGACUGCUUCGAGUGCGCCGCCUGCUGCUAAUGGGGCGGUGGUUGUCGGUGCCAGUAGGGGAAUCUUUGGGUUAGUGGCUGGUUUGGUUGCUUUGGUCCUUUGA